UUCAACAGUUGCUGCACACACAGCAAGGUUAAACAAGAACAACAACAGCCAAGUUCAAAAAGCUUGAAAUCAUGAAGCAAUUUUUACUACUUUGCCUGGUUUUCGCUGCGCUUUUCGCUGCCAACGCCAGCGUGCUGCCAGCCGCCAAUCAGCAUGGAGAAAUGGUCUGGCAGGAUGAGGUGUUCAAUCCCGUGCGGGAUAAAUGCAUUUUCAGCUGUACGAAUCAAGGUCUGAGCGUGUGUGCCUAUAAUGGACAGUGUCUGCAGCUCUUCACCAGUCGCUGCAAAAUGUCCGCCUACAAUUGCCGCAAUCCUCAAAAGCGCUUCGAUAUUGUCGAAAAUUAUCGCUGUACACAGGGACACGUGCCUCUCUGCAGCAAGGCAUAGCGCAGGGAGCUGGGCAUAACUGCAUAAAAGCAAUAAGAAGGAACAAAUCUAUUAAGAAUUUGACAGUUUUAUAAGUCUAAAGAAAAAUAAAGACAAAUUUUCAAAUCUUACUAUCAAA
Drosophila innubila is the source of this 504-nucleotide messenger RNA. RefSeq lists its product as uncharacterized. The coding region runs from base 72 to 386 and encodes 104 amino acids. The transcript has 2 exons. Lineage: Eukaryota; Metazoa; Arthropoda; Insecta; Diptera; Drosophilidae. The record is from RefSeq and is a predicted model, not a curated record.